Lynx canadensis (Canada lynx) is the source of this 1138-nucleotide messenger RNA. Its product is annotated as C-type lectin domain family 9 member A-like. The coding region runs from base 70 to 900 and encodes 276 amino acids. The transcript has 8 exons. Lineage: Eukaryota; Metazoa; Chordata; Mammalia; Carnivora; Felidae. The record is from RefSeq and is a predicted model, not a curated record.
UCACUUACCACCAUCUUUGUGGAUUUCUUUUCAGCACGGGGCUCAAGGAACUAUCCAGAAGGCUUCAUCAUGUCCAAUGCUCCAGACUCUCAGCAGCCUCCAGAAAUCACAGAGCAGACAGAGACAAUUGUGGACUUGAACCUUCCUCUUCCUCCUCCUCCUCCUGCUCCAGAGGAUGAAUGGGGCCCAAAUCCCGAGCCUACUAACAUGAGUGCUUCUCCUAUUCCCUUUUUUCUGUAUGGAAUCAUUCCUGUGGUCCUGGGAAUCUUCAGCUUGCUGCUCUUGGCAUUAUGUGGAUUCUUUGGUUAUCAGUACUUUCAUACUGUUGAGGCAUCAGCGACCAAGAUGAAGAGCCUUAACGCAUUGAUUGAGUCUUUUCAAAGCAAAGCAGACAAAUUUCUUCAUGUCCAAAAUGUUCUUGACCAAAAUAAAGCCUUAUUGUCCUAUGUGGAAACCCUAGAGUGGCUGCAAAGCCAGGAGUAUCUCCUUGAGGCUUUACAUGAACUAAAUCAGAAACAAGGAGUCAGGUGUGGACGUCCUCUGAAACACUGGGUUCAAUCCAAUGACCACUGCUACCACCAAACCAUGGAAAUGGUUUCUUGGUUAGACUGUUUCGAUAUUUGUGUCUCUUUGAAUGCUACAUUUUUAAAGACAGAAGGGAGUAGGUUAAAGAAUGUCAUGGAAUUAAUUGCAGUAGGUCCUACUUGGCUUGGCCUGUCUUACAGGGAAAAGGACAAUGAAUGGAAGUGGGAAGAUGGCUCCUCUCCUUCUCCUGGGCUGGGUUUACCAGAGCCAAGUCUGGAUUUCCAGGGAAAAUGUGUGUAUGUAAAGGCACACACUCUUGGUACUGAUAACUGCACCAUACCCUCUUCAUGCCUGUGUGAGAAGGCUGUCCACUAAAAAUCAGAAGAAGAAAGUUAUGAGAAAAGCUAUGAGGGUCACAUCUCAAUAACAUUCCAGACUCAAGACCUGCUUGUCUUUGUUCUAUUGUUUUUUUCAUGUUAUUUGUAACCCUUUUAUCUCAUAGCAGAAACUGUCAAAUGACUUUAUGAUAGACGAAGGCAAAGCCUAGAGUUUUAGCAGAAAUAUCAGAGGAGAACCAAAAAGUUACAAAUUCAGAACCUGUUUGAUUUCAUGA